UUUUAAUACUAAUAACUUUAUUUGAUAAAUGGUCAGAGUUAAUAUUUUAUACAUGUCCUUUGUACUAAUUGUAUGUCGCAUAAAGAUUGUGUCUUCAAUAGUGUUGGAUAUAAAUGAUAUUGUCAAUUCGGGUUUAAAAGUCUUUCAAAGAGUUAAAAAUGGUAUAAUUACAACCAAAGUAUUCUCAAGACCAGGAAUGCCUAUAACUCAAAUACUUAAAGGAAGUAGACCAAUCUGGAAUGGUUACCCUGGUGAAUCCGUUAGGAGCCUUACUUUCAUUACAUCUGAAUGGUCUAGCGAAACAGUUUUAUCUAUUGAAGUAGACAAUCCAGUUAAAGAACCGACCUUAUAUCUGCAUACCUUUUAUAACCACUAUAAAUAUAUUACUAUCCAAAGUUAUAAUCAAAAGAUUAAGCAAAUUCUCAAAGGACCACGUAUAUGUUUUAAAAAACGUAAAAAGGACAAAGGCGAAACAGAUGAUACUGGGGAACCAGAAAAGAAGAUUAGAAGACAACCAAAUGAAACAACUGAACCACCACCACAACAACCAUUAGUACCUGAAACCAUUCAUUUUGAAAUAUCAGAUAGUGAAGAGGAGGAACCUACUACAACAUCUGCCCAACAAUGUCAAGAAGACCAAACUCCCGAACCUACGAAACCAUUAGUACCUGAAACCACUCGUGUGGAGAUUGGAUCAGAUGUCGAUGAGGAAACUGACACAGCAUCUGGACCAUCAGAUGAUGACGAUAGUAACUUAUUAAACGAAUCGCUAUUUGGAGAAGAUGUAGAGAAGUUGUUAGAUCGUGAACUUUCUUCAACUGGACUAUCAAAAACUGAACUUGACUCAAUAUUAGAGGGCGCAACAGAAGAAAAUUAA
This is a messenger RNA of Theileria parva strain Muguga, 877 nucleotides long. RefSeq lists its product as uncharacterized. The record is from RefSeq and is a predicted model, not a curated record. Bases 29 to 877 code for a protein of 282 amino acids. Lineage: Eukaryota; Apicomplexa; Aconoidasida; Piroplasmida; Theileriidae. The transcript has a single exon.